This is a messenger RNA of Budorcas taxicolor (takin), 1002 nucleotides long. RefSeq names its product casein kinase I-like. Gene Ontology annotation, biological process: negative regulation of canonical Wnt signaling pathway; signal transduction; peptidyl-serine phosphorylation. NCBI's taxonomy places the organism in Eukaryota, Metazoa, Chordata, Mammalia, Artiodactyla, Bovidae. The record is from RefSeq and is a predicted model, not a curated record. Gene Ontology annotation, molecular function: protein serine/threonine kinase activity; ATP binding. The transcript has 2 exons. Bases 1 to 1002 code for a protein of 333 amino acids. Gene Ontology annotation, cellular component: cytoplasm; nucleus.
AUGGCGAGCAGCAGCGGCUCCAGGUCCGAAUUCAUUGCUGGAGGGAAGUAUAAGCUGGUAAAAAAGAUCGGGUCUGGCUCCUUCGGGAAAGUCUAUUUGGCGAUCGAUAUCACCAAUGGUGAGCAAGUGGCAGUGAAGCUAGAACCUCAGAAAGCGAGGCAGCCCCAGCUACUGUAUGAGAGCAGACUCUAUAAGCUUCUUCAGGGUGGGAUUGGCGUUCCCCGCGUAUGGUGGUAUGGUCAGGAAAAGGACUAUAAUGUGCUAGUCAUGGAUCUUCUUGGCCCUAGCCUCGAAGACCUCUUCAAUUUCUGUUCAAGACGGUUCACAGUGAAAACUGUACUCAUGUUAGCUGACCAGAUGAUCAGUAGACUCGAAUAUUUGCAUACAAAGGAUUUUAUACACAGAGAUAUUAAACCAGAUAACUUCCUAAUGGGUGCUGGGCCUCGCUGUAAUGUAUUCCUUGUUGAUUUUGGUUUGGCCAAAAGGUACAGAGACAGCAGGACAAAGCAACACAUACCAUACAAAGAAAAUAAAAGUCUCACUGGCACUGCUCGGUAUACUAGCCUCAAUUCACAUCUUGGUAUUGAACAGAGUCGCCGAGAUGACAUGGAAUCAUUAGGAUAUGUUUUGAUGUAUUUUGCUAAAAGCAGCCUGCCAUGGCAAGGAAUAAAGGCUGUAACAAUGAAGCAAAAAUACGAAAAGAUUUGCGAAAAAAAGAUGGCCACAUCUGUUGAAGCUUUAUGUAACGGAUUUCCCACAGAAUUUGCUACAUACUUAAACUAUUGUCGUGGUCUGUGCUUUGAGGAAGCCCCGGAUUACAACUACUUGAGGCAGCUUUUCCGCACUCUUUUCAGGACCCUGAAUUACCAAUAUGACUACGCAUUUGAUUGGAUAAUAUUAAAGCAGAGAGCAGCACAGCAGGCAGCUUCUUCAAGUGGGCAGGGUCAGCAGGCCCAAACCCCCACCCCCACAGGCAAGAAACCUCACACAAAAAAAGAGUAA